GCGAGGCGGCGGCGCCACCAUUCAAAAUACAGUAAUAAUUCAACUCCGGCGCCGUUCCGGCAGCGUUGGAUGGAAAGCGGUGAAUGGUGUCCGGAAGGGACGAUACCUGUAAGAAGAACAACGGAGGCGGAUGUCCUAAGGCUCAACAACAACAAGAACAACUCCCUCCGUACAUUUGGCCGGAAAAGGACCAUCCGACGUGGCAUCCGCCGCGACGCCAUGGAUGCCGACCACGAGCACGCGGUAGCAUUCGUAAACGGGGAUGAAUAUUACGGGGCGAAAGCGAGCAUGAGCGUGUGGGCGCCGCGCGUUAUGAAUGAAUACGAGUUUAGCUUGUCACAAUUGUGGCUGAUUUCGGGAUCAUUUGGGAAUGAUCUCAACACCAUCGAAGCCGGAUGGCAGGUUAGUCCGAAGUUGUAUGGAGACAACUAUCCGAGAUUCUUCACAUAUUGGACGACGGAUGCGUAUCAAACAACGGGAUGCUACAACUUGCUAUGCUCGGGUUUUGUCCAAAUCAACAAUAAUAUAGCGAUUGGUGCGGCAAUAUCUCCGCAAUCGUCGUAUGCGGGCCGACAAUUCGAUAUCGGCAUUAUGAUAUGGAAGGACCCGAAACACGGGCAUUGGUGGUUGGAGUUGGGGUCAGGAAUAUUGGUAGGGUAUUGGCCGUCGUUUUUGUUCACGCACAUGCAAAAGCACGCGAGCAUGGUUCAAUUUGGAGGGGAAGUGGUGAACAUGCCCACAACAGGGCAUCACACGUCGACUCAGAUGGGGAGCGGUCACUUUUCCGGAGAAGGGUUCGGGAGGGCGUCCUACUUCCGGAACCUAGAGGUCGUGGAUUGGGGCAACAAUCUUAUACCUUUGUCGAAUUUACAGCUGCGGGCGGACCGCCCCAACUGCUACGACAUUAGGGCCGGUAAGAACAAUGAUUGGGGAAACUAUUUUUACUAUGGAGGCCCGCGAACGAACCCUAGAUGUCCGUAA
Molecule: messenger RNA, 981 nt
Organism: Andrographis paniculata
Lineage: Eukaryota; Viridiplantae; Streptophyta; Magnoliopsida; Lamiales; Acanthaceae
Exons: 5
Coding region: 70-981 (303 amino acids)
Source: RefSeq, a predicted model, not a curated record